AAGUUGCGACUACACCUUUUCGCGACGACAUUUCAUCGACAUUUCACACUUCACUCAUUACCUCACUGACAAAAGUUCACAUUCCAACUCACCAACAAUUGGUCGCCUUCUAACGGCAUUUACUGUGUAACAAGCGACGCAUCAACCUCUAAUUUCAAAGGCGGAUUCACGGCCAGCCGCUCACAACGAGCAACCGCCCCCGACAGAUUCAAGGGUUCACAUUCAAAAUGGUUACCACACGGAACGGGAAGCGCACAGCCGCCGAGGCGCCCGCCGCAGCUGCGAACACCAAGAAGCAGAAACUCCCGGUCCGAGCAAAGGAGGGCAAGACGGCCGCCAGCAAAAAGGAUGAGACCAGCCGGUCGUCCUCAUCAAAAAAGAGGGCCUCCUUUGUCGUGGAGCUGAAAUCGGAAGCAGGCGCGGCUGCGGGCGCGCAGGACGUCAAGGAAAAGCAGAUCAUCACAGGCGCCGAGCAGCCCGCGCCCAGGACGGACGGUGAUGAGAUUGGGGAUUCUGAUGCCUCGCCCGAGUCAGUUGGCGAUGACGCGCAUGAUGCUGCGGAACAGCUUGCGGCGGAGGCCACGACGGCGCUCGUUGCCGAAGGAGGCGCCGACGACGACGAUUCCGACUCGGAUGCGGCGCCUGAGGCUGUUUCUACGUCCAAGGCUGCCGUGCAGGCCAAGAAGUCUGCGCAGGCUGCCAACAAGGCCAUUGCAGAACAACAAGCCAACCAGAAGCGCAAGCGCCAAGAGCGCAACGCCAGACUCCAAGAACAGGCCGCAGCGCGCAAGGCUCAGGAGGACGCGGCACCGGCGACGAAGUCGAGUGACGAAGAGGAGGAGGGCGAGGAUCAGACCGAGACCCCGGCGCGGGAAGCUACCACCACAGGACGCCGGAAGAGGCUGGAUCUCCCUUCGGAGCUCCCGGCCGAGUUUCUCGAGUCCGACUCGGAGGACGACGGCGAGAGCGACGGGGCGGGGGAUCGCAAGCCCCGCAAGGCACGGAAGCUCGAGACGGCGGAGGCCCAGCUCCUGCGCGAGGCCCGCGCGCCCAGGGACGAGGUCGUUGGCACAACCGUGUUCCGGACCGUCAAGAAGGAGGACGAGAGGCUGGCGCCCAAGGCGCAGAAGUAUUCUGUCAAUGCGAAGAAGGCGUUACUGGCCCGCGGUAGGGCGCCGGUGAAGGCGCGCAGGGGGUUUUUGGUCUAGGAUGUUGUAGCGAAGGGGAUGUGGAAAGGCGCUGCUUAAUUAAUGGAUGUCUAGGGACAUGCUCCGGGGGCAAUGGAUGAUAUACAAAAGUUUUUGGGUUUGCGGUUCAUCAAGCGGAGUCUAUCUGCACAUCUGUCC
Colletotrichum acutatum is the source of this 1346-nucleotide messenger RNA. RefSeq lists its product as uncharacterized. Gene Ontology annotation, biological process: rRNA processing. Lineage: Eukaryota; Fungi; Ascomycota; Sordariomycetes; Glomerellales; Glomerellaceae. Gene Ontology annotation, molecular function: snoRNA binding. The record is from RefSeq and is a predicted model, not a curated record. The transcript has 2 exons. Bases 228 to 1208 code for a protein of 326 amino acids.